AUGAGUGUUCCAGAUAAAAUAUAUAUUUCUUAUAACAACGUCCAUAAACUGUGUCAAAAGACUGCCCAACAUAUUUUGGAAAAAAACGAAAGACCAGAUAUCAUCAUUGCUAUUACUGGUGGUGGUUUAAUUCCAGCAAGAAUAAUCAGAUCAUUUUUAAAAGUUAAAGGUGAAAAGAAUAUUCCAAUUCAAGCCAUUGGUUUAUCAUUGUACGAAGAUUUGGGUUUGGAAAACAAAGUAGAAACCAUUGGUAAAGAAGUGAUAAGAACACAAUGGUUAGAUUUGGGAGCUUUGGAAAAACAUUUUGAUUCUAUGAUCGGUAAAAAAAUUUUAAUUGUUGAUGAAGUCGAUGAUACAAGAACUACCCUACAUUAUGCCAUCACUGAAUUGCAAAAAGAAGUUGAAGAUCAACAAAAAAAAUUGAAUAGACUGAAUGAGAAAACUGAAUUUUCUAUUUUUGUGUUGCAUAACAAGGACAAGCCUAAAAAAGCUGAAUUACCAAAGGAAAUGAUUGAAAGUGGUCAUUACAUAGCUGCCGUUACUGUUCCAGACAAAUGGUUAUGUUAUCCUUGGGAGGCUCAAGAUAUCGAUGAACAUACAGUUUUAUCAGUUGAACAAGGUAAUAAUUAG
Saccharomycodes ludwigii is the source of this 630-nucleotide messenger RNA. It is a transcript of the gene XPT1, whose product is annotated as xanthine phosphoribosyltransferase. Gene Ontology annotation, cellular component: cytoplasm. The record is from RefSeq and is a predicted model, not a curated record. The transcript has a single exon. The coding region runs from base 1 to 630 and encodes 209 amino acids. Gene Ontology annotation, molecular function: hypoxanthine phosphoribosyltransferase activity. Gene Ontology annotation, biological process: hypoxanthine metabolic process; XMP salvage; GMP salvage. Lineage: Eukaryota; Fungi; Ascomycota; Saccharomycetes; Saccharomycodales; Saccharomycodaceae.